Molecule: messenger RNA, 3900 nt
Organism: Epinephelus fuscoguttatus (brown-marbled grouper)
Lineage: Eukaryota; Metazoa; Chordata; Actinopteri; Perciformes; Serranidae
Gene: lepb
Product: leptin b
Exons: 2
Coding region: 2822-3298 (158 amino acids)
Source: RefSeq, a predicted model, not a curated record
UUUAAGAGACUAAGUCAUUAUUUCAAGAAGGUUUUUCAUUAUAACGACCUAGAGGAUCUUUUUUAUGACAUUGGGGGAAACUGGUUUCCAUACUUCAUCUUUAUAAGAAGGCAAGAUAAUUGCUAGAGAAACCAAAAACUUUAAUCUCGACAAAUGUAAAUAUAGAUGUCCUCAAUCAACACAAUCAGAAACUCAAAGAACAUUCUCCAUGUUACAUGGUUAAACUUUGCAUAGUGCAGCAUUUCAAUGUCUAAUACUUUUUCUUCCACUUGGAGCUUAUUAAUCCAGCAGUAAACGCAGCCAGUGGUUCCACCUCUUCAGUAAAUUUAUCAACCUCAGCAAAUGGUCAGUAUAUUAAGUCGAACUAUUAACAACCAACCUACAAACCACAAAAUGUCUGCAAGGCUUCAUUUUGCAUUCGAGCCACGCCUCCUGCAUGAUAACCACAAAUUACCAUAGCAAGGAUUCCCUCACAGUGAAGGAGGAGGACACAGCCUCCAAAAGUCGUAACUAAAACUUUUAAUUGUGAACAUAAGCGGCUUAAAGACAGGCUGCCUCCCUGACCUCACAUAUGCAAGUGUGUUUUGGAAAAUCUGAGAGGUAUUUAAAACAUGCACGUGUCUUUGUUGACUUUGUGGUGUGUCGUCAACUGGAAAACAUGACUUCAAGUGUUUUUGUGUGGCUAGUGUCACAUUUUUAUGUCACUAUACCAGUUUGCUCUUCACAAAGUCUCUGCAGGACUCUCUAACCUGAAAUAGUAAGGUCCAGGAAAUAGCCAUAGCCCUUAGAGGCUUGUACGUUGGACACUGACACUCUUAAGGCAUUUCUCAAUACCAAGGGCCUGUCUCAAUACCCACACUUCCCCUAGAAAUACCCACUUGCACUUGUGUGCAUUCACCUGUAGGCUACUGGUGUCCCAAAACAGAAUUGAGGUAGUGGAAGUGGUUUCCAACACUUAAAAUCUGCCCUAGAUUCCAAGGGAGCCCCGACCCAAACUUUCAACGAAGUGGAAGAUGAAGUCUUCAACUUCAGCAAGUUUUGGAAAACAAUUUGUGACUGUACGAUCAGAAUGCAGGCUACACAAACAACAGAUGGUUGGACUAGCGUAAACUCAUCAGCAACUCGGUUGAACAUAGCAUCAAAAUAUUUAAAGAAAUCGACUUACCCGAACAAAAUCAAUCAGAACUAGAAGACGUUGUAGGCGCCUCCUGCUUUCAGCAUUUCUUCACCGUUGAUUCAUCAGGCGAAGAAGAAUAAGUAUAGCACACGCCACAACACAAGCGCUGGAGCCGGCAUUUUCGCUGCGUCACUAUUACGCGUGACGUAUGCCUACACGUCGGCCAUGCUGACUUGCAUGAAGUGGUGUCCCAUUUCUUAGGGAAAGAACUCUACCCUAAUAUUUCUCACUUCCUUCAUCAAGGGUUAUCUCGCAAACAAGGGCACUCAACACCAAGUGGAAGAUAUAAGCGGUAGAAAUGGGACAGGCCCUAAGUACGCCAAGUUCGGACUUGCGCACUUGGGAGUUCGGACUUGGCAAGUUCGACUCGAGAGUACAAAUUCCCAAGGAACGCUGCCAUUGCCGCUGGUCUGUGAGAAAUGUAUUCUAGGAUACCUGGUUAUCAAAAGUCCACACAAGUAACCUACUGAUGCAUCCCCGAUGGUACGGACUGUACUUGGCUGGAUGCGGACUUUGAAUUGGAACAGUACUUGGGCUGCGACGGAUGACGUUUCACAAGUCCGCAAGCACACAAGUACAGGCAAGACCGCAGAUUGAGAAACGCCUUUAGCCUCCUUUCUGGGACAUUUUUUAGCAUACACUUGGGGUGAGGGCCUUUUUCUGACGCACAGAGGCUUUACAUGCCACAGAACGCGACUCUGAAGCAUCCACAGAGAAACAUUCUUGCAGUAUGCAGCAAAAUGGAAAAAUUAUUCUUUCCCACACAUACAGUAAUUAGUCAGGACUUGAAAAACACCUCCGGAAACCACAACAGUUUACCAACUGUGUGUGUGCCGUUAUUAUGUUUCUAAUUUUAGCUUCUUGUUGCUGCUUUAGCCUCUGACAACAGAGUCAUAAACGCAGGUGGAAAGACGUCACAGGCACCAGCAAAAACAAUUAAUGGCGCAGUUCUUUGUUCCAUGUUCAUCUUAAAAAUUGGACCACUGUCAAAGACACACGUAAAGUAAAUCCAUGAUGACUCACUGCCUUUAAUCUAUAUCACAAGAAGCAUUUCACCUGUGAAUGACGUCGCAUUUACCAACACAUAUCUUUUCUUCAUCUUGAUUAGCACACAUGGGUGUUAGAGGCUUUGCACAGUGUGACGCCACAGCUACAACCUACCUACACAUUUUCCAGGACUUAUAAGUUAAGUCUGAAUUGUUAACAUAAAAGAAAAAAAAAGGCUUACAUCAGCAGACACUCACGCAUCAUGUGAAAUCAUCUUACAGGAAAACAAAACUCAGAACAAGCGUCUGACUCAGCAAUGUGACCAAUUGCUUCUUCUCAUGGCAUUUACUGUGAAUUUCCUGCAAAAAUCAGAGCAUGUUGAUAAAUUGACCCAUGGGGGUCAGGCUCAGGUUGGAGUCGGGGGGGAGGAGCGAGGAGGGGAAUGGACCCAGACUGGGACUAUUUAAAUGGAGGGGGGAAACCUGCAGAGGCAUGUGUCAUCUCUCUGUCAUUCGGUGUUACAGGAGCACAGACACAGUGGAAAAACACAGGUGGGUUUUGUGUCAAGCUGAAUAUAUUUAAAGAAACUGUAUACAAUUUGAAAGGCAUUUGAUGUUUGUUAUGGUGUCUUAAGUGGUUUAAUUUUCCUUUUUCAGGAUGCACAUCUUCCGGGCCCUUGUCUACGUCUCUCUGGUGGUGGCUCCUGGGUGCUCAAGUCUUCCAACAAAGGGAGACUCCAUCAGGAAUACGAUACACAGCAUCAUAAACAUAGCUCAGAUAACCCUGGUCCACAUCAAGAAACUACGGACGAGGUUGCCGGCGGCUCCACAGAUCGAACCCAGCACCCCCUCCAUCGACGGACUAACCAGCAUCACACAAGAUCUCGGACUUUUGGACAAUGAACUGCAGAACCCCGUCACGGAGCUCCUCAGCCAGAUCCAGGCUGAUGUCUCCAGCCUGGAGGGAAGGGUGCGCUCCUUCGCCCUCACCAUGGACUGUCCCCUUCAGGCUAGACCGAGCGGAGCGACCAGCGACAGCGUGUUCCCCGACAGCCAGCUCCAUCUGACUCUGACCAAGGUGCAGCGCUACCUGGAGAAGUUUAUUCUCCACAAGGACAAACUCAAGGUCUGCUGAGAAAUCCAUAUCAUAUUUCAUAUGCUAAGCCUUGAUGCAAAGAUGCAGGCUGCACUAGUAGCUCAGUGUAGCCAACAAUUUCAUAUUUAUCAUAUACCUUUAAAACAUAUUUCAGCAAUAAUGCUCUUCCUCUGGUUUGUGCAUGUAAUGCAGCUAGCUAUUGAGGUGCAUAUUUUUAAUUUUUGUACUGCAAAGCUUUUACAGAGGUUUGAAAAAUAUGCUGUAGAUUUAUUUAUAUGAUCUGAAUUAUAUAUAAAGUGUUUUAAUAUUGAUGCAGUUUGAAAGAUGUUUUGUGUGAUGGUAGAGGUAUUUUAUUAUGUGCAAGAUAUUUUAAGGAACAGUGUGGAAAACUCAUGUGCAAUAAUUAAAGUGCAAUGUUAAUGGUAUUUGAUUUGAAAAUGAAACAUUAAGCUAAGGGUCAGUGGGAUGUAAGACUGAAAUGUCAUUUAUAUUAAACAUAGCAAGAAAGAUUUUAGUCUGACGCACAAAUUUAGACUAUAGGAGGAAGUAAAAAUAGCACAUUUAAAUCACUAUGAAUGUGCAAUGUGAUGGUAUUUGAUUUGAUGAUGUAUGUUUAUUGUAAUAUUUUAAUAAGCAGAGAC